CUUCAGUCCACACUAUUUUAUGUUCAAUUUCUAUGUCAUUGAAAUGGAAAACCUAAUAGCAGAUGCAGAUAAAAUAACCUGCCCAUGACCAUACUGACAAGAGUAGAUAAGCUUUUUUAUUCCAUAUCAUGGGCUUCUUCCUACUUUUUAUCCCCACCGAAUCUUCAAACAAAAUCAAAGCAGAAACCACACAAAGCAAAAGAAGAACUGUAACUUCAACACAUCAAUGGCUGCCAUUGCCAUUACUGCCUCAGUUCAAAGAGCUUGCAAUUGUCAUCAUGUAACCAAGAAACAACCACCUCAUUCUAGGCCGGCACGCUCUUUCGGAACAAAGCAAUCGACCCGUUUUGUCUCUCCGGAUAGUGAAGGGAAGAAUGGUUUUCCCGUUGCUGAAGAACGAGAGAAAUCUGCUUCACUUAUUCAGAAGCCAAAGGAAGCAGAGGAUCAAGUAAAGCAGAACAUGGGUGGUGGAAAUUUCAGUCCAAAGGUGUUCGAUGACAAACGAUGGAAGAAUGGGACAUGGGAUUUGAAUGUGUUUGUUAAAGAUGGAAGAAUGGAUUGGGAUGGUGUGAUUGUUGCAGAAGCAAGAAGGAGAAAGUUCCUUGAACUGUAUCCAGAUGUAGCAACAACCCAAGAUCCAGUGGUGUUUAGGAGUUCAAUCAUUCCUUGGUGGGCAUGGAUCAUGCACUCCCACCUUCCAGAGGCUGAGCUGCUCAAUGGUCGGGCAGCGAUGGUGGGAUUCUUCGCGGCAUACUUCGUCGACGUGCUAACAAGGCUCGAUAUGGUUGGCCAAACCGGCAACUUCAUCUGCAAGGCCGGUCUGUUCUUCACCGUCGUCAGCAUAAUCCUGUUCAGGCGAAAAGAAGAUUUGGAAAACAUACAAAAGCUGGCCGAGGAGGCCAAUUCCUAUGACCAGCAAUGGCAGGCUUCUUGGCAAGAUCAAGAUUUGGGCGCUGCAGGCACUUCAAAGCAGAGUGGGAAGAAGUAAUUCGAGCAUUUCCGAGACGCUUAUCGUCUACCGUUAAUUUAACAUACUUCCAUUGUAAUCUUUGCAAAAAUCCGGCAAGAAUAGGUUCUUACGCGUUACUCACCCGUGUACCCAUGAGUUAUUAGUUAUUUUGAUGGGAUGUCGUGAGUUAUUAAAAGGAAAACAAUGGCCUGAUUAGUGAUGAUGAU
Rhododendron vialii is the source of this 1176-nucleotide messenger RNA. Its product is annotated as light-harvesting complex-like protein 3 isotype 1, chloroplastic. The coding region runs from base 227 to 988 and encodes 253 amino acids. Lineage: Eukaryota; Viridiplantae; Streptophyta; Magnoliopsida; Ericales; Ericaceae. The record is from RefSeq and is a predicted model, not a curated record. The transcript is spliced from 3 exons.